GGCUGCGAUGGCACCCGGCCGACCAACGCGAAGCACGACAGCCCGGGGCGAGAGCCUCCGUACGGCGGCCAAGGUGGCCACGCAGAAGAUGACCGCGCCCAAGACAGUCCGCGCUGCGCGCAUGCGUCGCGUUGUGUACGACGAGUCGGACGACGAGGACGAGGACGAGCCAUCCGAGGAAGAUGGGUCGGACGCCAACGAGGACCUCGACGACGACGACGAAGAAGAGGACGAAGAGGAAGAGGACGACGACGAGGAAGAGGUCGUCGACGCCAAGGUCGAAGCCGAAGGAAAGCGAAAACGUCCGGCGAAAAAAGAAGAACAACCUACGAAGCCGAGUCCGAUGAAAGCCAAGCCGCCUCCGCCGCCCAAAGAGGAGAAGACGCCCGAGAAGGACCCGCCACCGCCACCGCCACCGACGCCUCCGCAAGCGCCGGCCGAGCCUGACGAUGCGCCCGAGCCGGACCACGACGGCGGCGACGACGACCCCGACGACGACGAAGACGAGGACCUCCGUGUGCUGCUGGAGACCGAGACAGACGAAGAGCAGCUCUUGCAGCUCAUCAACGGGAGCCUAGGACAGCUCGCGCGGACAGGCGACGCGCCGGGCCGCGAGCUCUCGCUGGCUUUUCUCACGGCCGUCGGCGCCUCGCCGCUCAAGUUCCAGUCGCCCAACAUUCUCAAAGCGCUCAUGCGCAUGCUUCGGAGCAAAUUCCAGCGCGAUCGGUCCGGGUCGCUCGAGAAGAAGCCGCCGACAAAGCCAAGCGCGUCGCUCGCGACCAAGCCGACGACCAAGGAGCCGGUCAAGGCCAUCACAUUGGCUGUCCUCGUUGCCAACCUCUUGGCCAAGAUCCUCAAGGCCGCCAUGGCUGCGUCCUCGACGUUUGCAUGGCCUGACGACUGCGUCAAGGUGUUUGUCGACGACUCGCUCAACUCACGCGCGUGGGUCGACCACGAGCUCUGCGCGCCUUUUCUGACGUUGCUCAAGGCCGAGAUGGCCGCCCAGCACCUCUCCAAGGACGUGUCGAGCCUCAUCAUGGAGCACCUGCUCUCGAAACUCAACGACAUCAAGAAGCAAGGACCGGGGAAUGCGCCGUCGACGAGCCUCAAGCAGGUCAUGCUGACGCUCAUGGACCUCACGGUGCUGCCGCAAGGCCGCCUCGUCGCGUCGUCGAACCUCGACAUCUGGUUUGCCAACACGACGUACAAGAAUUUGGCGCGGGAGCUCUUGCUCAAGUGCGCGCGGGCCUGUACGACGCUGGAACGACACGACAUGGAGACGGUCGAGAACCUCCUCAACAUGAAGUUCAAAUCUGUGUCGUUUCCGCAGCUCAAGACCGAAGUGUUCUCGACGCUCGUGCGGCAGCGCCCCGAGUACGUGGCCAUCGCGAUGAAGGUGGUGCUUGCAAAAGAGCGGCUCGGCGCGACGGUCAAGGACGUCGACAACCUCAAGAUGAUGCCGCUCAUCUUCCGAGAGACGGCGCGCGCGGUCGAGCGCGACGAGGCCGACGACGCGCGCAUGUUUCGCCGGCCGAACGCGCUGCACGCGGGCACCGAGUCGAGUGCUGCGUUGGCCGCGGUGCUCCAAGAGAUGGCUGCAGUCCCGAGCAACCUCCCGACGCUCAAGAACACGCUGCGCAAGGUCUUCAAGAGCCUCAACCCCGACCAGCUGGACGUUCGCGCGUUCUGCGCCGGCCUCCUCACGCUGCCGCCCCACGGGUCCAUGGAGCUCUACCUCGUCAUGGGCGACCUUGUCUCGCUCGUGCUCUUUCUACAGGGGACGACGGUCAAGAGCCUGCAAGUGUCGGUACCGGACACGUCGGCGUCGUCGAGCGUGCGCAUGGGCGGUCUGCUCUCCAAGAACGCGGCCGAGAAGCCGGCACGACGCCUUCUGAAUGUCAACAACCCGCGCAAGAAGGAAGCGGCGCCAAGUGCGCCGGCACCGAGCGUGAUUACGCCUUCGCUCCGCGCCAAGGAGGAGCUCGCGCAGCUCAUUGCCGACGUCCAGCGCAUGGCUGUCAACUGGUGCCACGAGGUUUACCAGCAGCUGCAAGGGGACAUUAUGCGGCUCUUCUCGGCCGUCAUGCGCAAGAUUCUGUUUUUGGAUGCGGCCCCCGACGGCAAUGCGACCGAGCACGACCGCGCGUGCUAUGCGUUCUGCAAGGACAUGCUGCCGCUCCACGAAGUUACGGUGGCGGGUAUGGUUGGUCUCUGCUUUUACGUCGCGCCGACCGACGCCCACGAGCUCCUCAAGGUGCUCGAUACGCUUGUCACGCGCGCUGCCGAGGGCCACCUUGUGCGGGAAAGCUACUUUCAAGGCCCGACGGCGCAUCAGCUGCACGACUACGUGGCGGCCGGCGGUCUCCUUGGGCUACAGAUCUCGCGCACGGACUUUGUCUUGCACUUGUACGAAGCGGGUGUCGUGCGCGGCCACACGUACGAGGGCAAGGCAGUGAGCUACGCCGAGCUCUACUGGCUCAGCUGCGCCAUUUUGCUCGUCCUCGGCGUCUUCUCGCCGUCGACGAUUGGCGCUGAAAUCUGGUCGGCGAUCCCGACCAUGCGCUGUCUCAUGCAAAUGGCCAUCACGGGCCGGUUCCGCUUCCCGCCCGUCGAGCCCGAAGAUCCCAAGCUCUUUGGCCCCGAGGUGAUGGGGCACGGCAGCCUUGUCGCGAUCAACCAAGCGUAUACUGAGUGGGAACUGCCGUUUCUGCAGAGCCAGCAGCUUUUGACAGACGGUACGCUGCUUGUGUCGAUGCCGCCGGAUGCGAUGGCGCGGUGCCCGCCGCCCGACACGUUGCGCAAGGUCGAGGCGCUCGACAAGGCGCUCCGGCUUGGCGUCCGGCUGCGCCAAAGCCGCGACUCGGACUUCCUCAUGAACAUGGUCGACGUGACUGUGGCCGGCGGCGCGGCGAGCUGGUCCGAGGCGCCCGAGCAGAUCUGGUGGAUCGUUGAGAUCGUCUGCGACGAGCAAGAGACACUCACGUAUCUGCCUCGCAAGUGCCUCUGCGAACUGCUGCUUCUUGCGUACGUCGACGUUCGGUCGAUCCCCGAGGCCGCCAAGUUUGCGCACGCGUCGCUGCUCACGCACCAAGUGCCCCGCUUGCUCACGCGACUCAAGGACGCCAUGGCCGGGACAACGGAGGAAGCCAUCGACGUGCUCUCGUUCUUUUUGGACCGCCUCGUGUCGGCCAACAUGGACACGCGCCGCAUUUCGUCGCACGUGCUCGGGCUCCUCACGACCGACGGCGACGCGAGCGCGCUCAUUAGCCACCACUCGAUCCAGUUUGAUUGGCUCGCAGCGUUGACGCGGCUGCCGUCGUUUCCGGCGCUGCAUGCGCGCGUCCUCUCGUCGCUCGAGAACGUCUUGGCGCACGAGUCGUCGAUCGACGGCCUCAAGCGCUGCCUCAAUGCGCUCUACGAUCUCUUUGCGAAGAAGGACUUGGAGCUCCAGCUCGCCGAGGCGGUCGGCCGGCUCCUUUCCCAGCGCACGUCAGUGGCCCGGCUCUUGCUCCAGGACGUGGCGAUGCUAACGCGCGUCGUUGAAACGCUCUCAGCCGCUGUCCGCGUCGCCUCUGGAACGACGGAUAUCCCGGCCGGGUGGGUCUCAUUCCUCACGAGCACGGGGUCGACGCUGGCGCUGCCGCCGACGAUCGUGUCGGGCGUCGUCGAGGUCCUCAGCAGCCCCGUGGCGUUCCCGAGCAGCCUCCAAGACGACUACAUGGCGCUCAUCGACGCCUUCUUUCCGACCCAGACCGACGCUGGUUUGCUCUCGCCAAGCCAAACGACGUAUGCGUGCUCGGCCGACCACCUCACGCGUCUCGCUUGCGUCGACAAUGACCGGCUCAUGCAAGCGGCGAUUCGAACCAUGUCGGUACCGUCGCUCUGGCACCUGCUCCUCUCGUACGGGCGGUCGCCGCGCUCGAUGGGGCUGCAACUCGACGUGCUUGCGGCGCACCUUAUGCGCGACGAUAGCACGUGUGCCGCUGCCCUUUUGCAGUGCACCUGCCGCCCGAUUCUGUCGGACGCCGCUGCCGACGCGCUCGACCAUUUGGAUAUGUAUGUGCGCCAACCGUCGUAUGCGGACGUGGCGGCCAGCGACGCCUGCCAAGUGCUUCUGCGCUGGCUUCGCGACGCGGCCCACGUCGACGAGACCGAGCCCUUGCCGCCCGCGGUGGUGCCGUGUCGCCGAACGCCGCCAUUGACGCCACUGGCGCCGACGCCGUCGCUCGAUGACCUCUUUGCGUCGAUGGACGUGGCGCCCCGCCGCCGCGCGCCCCGCCGGGCCGCGUUGCCGACAAUCGAGACCAACGAUGUGAUAUGUGCUUGGAUCGCAGCCGGGACACAUGCCAACGAAAUCGUCGAGUGGACCACCAUGCUGGCGUCGACCAACUCGACGCUCAUUCCGGCGCUGGGACGCGCGCUCGCCGCGAGCCAGAACGUGUCGCUCAUCCGCACGGUCCUCGCGUCCGUCCCCACUGCGAGCAGCCAUCUUUUGUCGACGCUUCUCGACUCGCCAUGGACGAGCGCGCCGCUUGUCGGUGUCCUUCUCGACCACGUCUGCGCCAACGUGGCGCACAUUGAGGCCGACGCCAUGCUCGAGCCGCUUCUGCAUCUCGUGCUGCACGAACAGACGCUGGUGAACCGCACGCACGUGUCGCCGUCGCGCUUGGCGCUCGUCGCGCACUUGGCGUUUGUAAACCAUUGCAGCAUUGUGCUCGUGCUCCAGCGGCUCAUGGACUCGUGCUUUGAUGCAGCGACCGAGCCCGUCGCCCACGCCUUCCUCUUGGAUUUGUACGGACGCGAGCCGCACACGGUGGCGAUGCAUUUGGACACGUGCUUUCCUGGCUGGCCACAAGCGUUGGCAGCCGUGACCCACCUCGACAUGCGGGGCGCGGGGGCGCUCCUCGAGGCGAAACUCGACGCCGCGCUCUCGAGCGCCGCCACAAAGGAAACCCGGUCGGUGCUGCGCCGCACCGGCCUUUUGCACCCGUUGCUCGCCGUCGUCAAAGUCACGUCGGUUGUCGCGAUGCUGCAUGGGCAGCCGUGGCACCUCCUGCACGAUCAAAUGCAUGUGGUCGAGAACGUGCUGCUACUGGUGGACGUGACGAAAGACUUGGUGCUCGGGCGACGUGCGCUCUUGACGCAGCUCGUGCAGACCUUGCUGUACCUCUUGAGCGCCGUCACCAAGCACGACGACCGCGGCGGCGCGCACCCUAUCGCGCUCCGCAUGCUGCAGACCAUGCAGCUCCUUGUGUAUGCGCAGCCCGAGGCCAUGGCCCCGUACCUUGCGUCUGCUCCGUACCGCGCGCAUUGGAAAACGGCGCUGGCCGCCUCUGACGCGUCAGCGUUUCCGGUCCUCUCCACGUGCGUCGAGUCGGGCCAGUGCUCGGAGGGCAUGGUCCCGCACGUACCGCCGCUUGUGCUACCCCGCGAGACGCCGAUCCGGGACGUGGAGCAAACCCUCGAAGAGGUUCAGGCGUCGUUCGAGGCCACUUAUGCGAGCAGCGCGCGCACGUCGGUGCUGCCAGCGCUCGUACAGUACGCGGUCGCGCAACCCGCCAGCCUGAGCAAGAAGGCGGUGGGGCAUUUGUGCCAAUGCCUUUUGCUGGCGAUGCACGCGGAUGCUGCGUGUGCCCCGGCGGCGACCGAGGCGUACCUUGCGUGCCUCUCGUCGACCAAGGUCGGGCUCCGCGAAGCGGCGAUGGUGUCGCUCGGCGACAUGCUCGUGUACUGCUCGAGCGCGCGCGCGCACGCGAUCCUCUCGCACCUGCUGCUCGACGACAGCGACCUCGCCAAGGCCAGCGUCGCCCAAGUGUUCAAAACCGACUUGUACAAGAUCUAA
Messenger RNA from Saprolegnia diclina VS20, 5842 nucleotides. RefSeq lists its product as hypothetical. Gene Ontology annotation, cellular component: integrator complex. The record is from RefSeq and is a predicted model, not a curated record. Gene Ontology annotation, biological process: U2 snRNA 3'-end processing. The coding region runs from base 8 to 5842 and encodes 1944 amino acids. The transcript has 8 exons. Lineage: Eukaryota; Oomycota; Saprolegniomycetes; Saprolegniales; Saprolegniaceae.